Molecule: messenger RNA, 5971 nt
Organism: Myotis daubentonii (Daubenton's bat)
Lineage: Eukaryota; Metazoa; Chordata; Mammalia; Chiroptera; Vespertilionidae
Gene: PDXK
Product: pyridoxal kinase
Biological process (GO): pyridoxal 5'-phosphate salvage
Cellular component (GO): cytosol
Molecular function (GO): pyridoxal kinase activity
Source: RefSeq, a predicted model, not a curated record
AGCGCCAGACCCGCGGGUUUCCAGCCGCGCUGAGGUCACAGGCAGGCGGCCUGGCGUCCGAGCCGAACGCCUGCGCCGAGCGGGGCCGCCGCGGAACCCGGACCGGAGGAGAGCCCGAGUCCCUCAAGCAGGGCGAGCCCGCCGCGCACGGCCCCGCGCCAACCCUGCAGGCCGGCAUGGAGGAGGAAUGCCGGGUGCUCUCCAUCCAGAGCCAUGUCGUCCGCGGCUACGUGGGGAACCGGGCGGCCACGUUCCCGCUGCAGGUUUUGGGGUUUGAGAUCGACGCUGUGAACUCUGUCCAGUUUUCAAACCACACAGGCUACGCACACUGGAAGGGUCAGGUGCUGAACGCAGACGAGCUCCACGAGGUGUACGAAGGUCUGAAGCUGAACAACGUGAAUAAAUAUGACUACGUGCUCACGGGGUACACGAGGGACAAGUCCUUCCUGGCCAUGGUGGUGGACAUCGUGCGGGAGCUGAAGCAGCAGAACUCCCGGCUGGUGUAUGUGUGUGACCCGGUGAUGGGUGACAAGUGGGAAGGCGAAGGCUCCAUGUACGUUCCAGAGGAUCUCCUUCCUGUCUAUAAAGAAAAGGUGGUGCCGGUUGCAGACAUUAUAACUCCCAACCAGUUCGAGGCUGAGUUACUGACUGGCAGGAAGAUCCACAGCCAGGAAGAAGCCUUAGCGGUGAUGGACGUGCUGCACUCGAUGGGCCCCGACACCGUGGUCAUCACCAGCUCCGACCUCUCUUCCCCAAGGGGCAGUGACUACCUGAUUGUGCUGGGAAGCCAGAGGAUCCGGCAUCCUGAUGGCUCCGUGGCAAUAGAGCGCAUCCGCAUGGACAUUCACAAGGUGGACGCCGUCUUUGUGGGCACCGGGGACCUGUUUGCUGCCAUGCUCCUGGCGUGGACACACAAGCACCCCAAUAACCUCAAGGUGGCCUGUGAGAAGACCGUGUCAGCCAUGCACCACGUUCUGCAGCGGACCAUCAAGUGUGCGAAAGCCCAGGCCGGGGAAGGACAGAAGCCCAGCCCGGCGCUGCUGGAGCUGAGGAUGGUCCAGAGCAAAAGGGACAUCGAGAACCCAGAGAUUGUCGUCCAGGCCACGGUGCUGUGAGGGCUGCUGCGCCCACCUGCUCACGCAGCGCCGGUGUCUCCGUCGUCAUCCCUGUGAAAAACGUAACGUCUGCCUUAGAGCUGUGACCGAAACUUGGUAUUUUUUUCCUUUUGUGAGUGUCCAGCAUCCACUGGUCUUAAUUGUGAAAAUGUGCCAGUCGUGCUUUUUAAAAAUAACACAGUGAUCGCAGAAAUAUGUGACUUGGAGACCCAGCCCCCCUUCCCCACGAAGGCUCCUGGGCCUCCCUGAAAACCAGCUCUGUGGUCACCCCCUGGGGGGCGUCCUCCCCAGCUGGGGGCAGGGGGCAUGGUGGGAGGGGCUGCUGCCCCAGAGGGUCGGGUGGGCUCCCACCAUGAGGUGCCCCCUGUGGCAGGGCCGGGCCGUGGCUGUGUCUGUGUGUCUCUGAGGACGGGUUUCGCCAAGUACCUUUCUUGUCGUUCUGACCGCUCCCUCUUGGCUCCUGCCUCAGGAGUUUGUUUGUGACGUUGCUGCUCGGUCGGUCCCUGGGCACUUCCAACGUCCGCUCUGUUUGAUCAUAUGGACAGGUCAGUGCCCGUGGCCAGACACACACAGGUGUGCACAGUCACUUUGGCGGGGACCUUCCAAGACCCCGAAAAUGCAAGUCCACAGAUCUCACCAGUAUCAGCGGGACCGCCCUUUAACCCACAGUGUCUUUAGGGACCAGCUGCACGAGGCGCAGAGAUGCCAGGAAAGGGAAGGCUGGUGCGGGGCUGAGGGGGCGGGGCGAUGCCACAUUGGCUCCUUUGGGAAAACUCACCGAAUUGGUGACACAACAGCGUAAGCACCGCGUGUGUGCCACCGGCUGCUGGUGACGAGGGUCCGCGCCAGGGAGUGAGCGUGCAGACAGGUGCGGGGGGCAGAGCUGGCUCCUGCUCCACAGCUGACACGUUUCAGCCCCAGGCCCUGCCACCAGUCCAGUUGUCCACUGCCAGCGAGACCUCCUUGGCUCCACUUGUCCAGAGUUUUGGGGUACCUUAGGCUUGGCUACAGGCAGGGGUGCCCAUCUUGAAGACUCAGCCUGCCUGGAUCUCUGCCCCCUGCCCUCUAGUCUGGGAGCCCACAGCCUGGAGGGGAGACAGGACAUGGGGCCCACGUGGCUCCUGGGAAAGCAAACUCUCCGAGGCCAGCCCUUGUGCCCUUGGUUCCGUGCCCACAGGUAGGGCCCACACAGCUCCUCAGUAGCACAUUCUCUGUUUGUAGAAAAUGCCUGAAAAGGAAGAGGGGCCCCUCUCCAUUGAGCUCCCGGCACCAUGGCACGGUCUUUCUUCCCCACUGUACCUCUGAAUGUCUAACUCUCACGCUGUCGUGCUGGCGGUGGCCUGUGCACAGGGUCAGGGCGCUGUGUCCCUGGUUCCUGGUUCCAAGCACCAGGCUCCUCUGAGCCCCGCGGAGGAGCCCGGCCUCCUGGUCCCUGCAGGGCCCGAAGGACCAGGAGGAGGAAGGAGGGCCCGCAGCCUGGCGGGGGGCAGCCUCCCCAACAGGGUGCUCACAGGGACCAGCCACGUCACCCGGGGCCCUGGGUGCGUGUAGCACAUUUAAUGGAAAAUACUGCCACUGCCAAGUAGAGCUGGGGAGAGGGCCAACGAGAAGUUUUUUUAUUUCAAUAUUGAGAGCCAGUAUAGGGCUGGACAAGGAACCAGGCGUGUCUGUCCUCCAGGAGGUGGUGAAACCCACCGGGAAGGCACGGUGUGGGUGCCGGGCUAUUCCCUGAGCACCGCGAACGUGAAGGGAAGCUCACGCUCCGCAAACGCUGUUCGGUCCUUGGCUCCUGGUUUUAUUUCAGAGGCCUGGCCCCACGCUAGGUCUCGCUCUCUUACUCCCCUGCGUUCUACAGAGCAUGAUGGGGUUUAUUUCUCCUUGAAGCUUCUGUGGAACCAUGGACUCAGGUGCCACCUGAGGCUUUCUCUUCCCUGCGCUUCAGCUGGAAGGCCCUGACCCCGAGCAGGCAGGGAGCCCCGACCACGAGGAGACGGAGACGGGCUGAGCUCUCUCUGCUGAGAGAAGGAACUGGGGGACCCCGAGAGCCUCUGCGGAGUGUGGGCUCCUGUGGAAACGUGAGCUCUCGUGGGAGGCCGAGCCCCACAUUCCCAGGCCCGUGUUGCCGCGCCUGUGCUGUCUGGGCUCGUCUCCACACGCACACGCUCCAUGGCGCGCCAACAGCAGAAUUUCCCAACCUUGGUUCCUGACAGUAGUUUUUUGAUACAAGUUGGGUCCAAAUUAGAACUGAUCUUUGUUCUUACCUUACAUAGCUUAGCAACAUGCACCAGGAUGGUAAUUUAUGUUAACGUGGAAGAUGGUUGUCGGAGUGCAGGUUUCAAGACUUUCCGGUGUUUCAAACCCUCUCCUGUAGACCUUAAAGAUGAAUUCCAAACGAUGAUUCCCUUUUCGAAUCAGUCUUCAGUCAUUGCCAAGUCCUGCUGAGGUGACUGUGUUAGUCUGUGUUACUUUUGCAAUAUACGUCCGUGAUUGUAAAACGAUGCUUUGUUUGUCGUCCUCUUCUUACACUUGUUAGAACCAAUUUUUAAAAUGUUUAAUUUUCCAAUGGCCUGUGCCUGGCCUGGCCCACCUGCUCUGCGUAAGAGGAGGGUGUUGUAGUGUUGAGCCCAGGCCAGAGGGUGGGGCAGGCGGGGAUUACGGGAUGUCCAGGGACCACUCUUGUCCCUGCUUGAACCUCAUGUUCACUCCUCCGGUGACAUGUGCACAAGAGGAGGGAAGCCUGUUCUAACCACUGGACCGCCACUGCACGCCGCCCUCUCCUUGUCCUUCUGCCCUUGGAUGGGAUCACCUACCUGCCUAGGGCGUCAGGUCCACACCUGUGUGAGUCAGGGACACCAUGUGACUGUACUGUACUCGGGAGCAUAGCCAGGAAGCCCUGUCUUCCUUCUCUGCCGCCCACCUAUCCUUCACCCACCUCUCCCCCUGGGCCCCGCCGCCAGUCCCUACCUGGGCUAGAAGGAGGGGAGGGGAGUUGGUGACUGAGCAGAUGGGGACACUGUGAGUGUGGUCUGGCUCUCUGAGUCUGGGUGGGAGCCAGGUGGCCCUGGACUCAAUUUUGCCCACCAGCAGAGCAGUGGGAUGGAGCCCACCUGUUUUUAUGCCACAUUGGGGUUCCCUUCUCAUCAUCCUCUGAGGCUCUGUGUUAGGGCUCCCUGGAGAGCCAGCUCCUGUGUCCCCGGAGGCAGCGUGUCAGGUGUCCAAGCUGAGUGGCCCCUCAGAAGGACCCCAAGCCCUGGAGAGGGUGGCUCUGGGAGGCCAGGCCCAUUGCCCGAAGCCAGGGAAGCCGUAAACUGUGGCCCAGUUGGUCUGGAUGGACGUCAUUUCCCCAGGAGACCUCCUCCUGCCUGCAGUUCCCCCCCUGAGCAGUGGCCGAGGGCCGGCACAUGUGCGCCUUGGCCUGUGGCAGCGUUGGUGUGUGUGCGGCCGGCCGCUUUGUGACAGGUGCAGAAUCCGGUAGCCGGCAGGUGUGUCGGUGAGAAGAACAUCAUGAGAGCCUGUGUUUUUACAGAGACCCCUGUCCUGUGAUGGGAGGCGUAGAUUCUGGUUUCAGAAUCCAGCCACGCACUUCCAGUCUCUGCCAGCAGGGGGACACAGCGAGGGCAGAUGGGCUGGGCGGGGUCUUGGCCCACCUUGGUAGAUGGCAAACAUCAGCCCCGCUUCUGGGGAAUGUUCCUUCGGUGUAUGAAUCUCUGUCCGGUGACGGGAACCAGGCUUUGCGUUCUGUGGUGAUGCACGGGAGGGCGGCCCUGUGUGUGUCCCAUCCCCCACUGUGCUCAGCGGCUCCUCCCAGCACCACCCAGCACCCAGUCUGGAAGGCCCCACCCGGGGUGCUCGUAGCGCAUGUGUCUUCUUGUGGACGUCUGCACUUGAUUCUCGGUGCAAAGUGUUUUCUCUAAAUGAUUAAAAAACAAUGUCUUGCCAACCACAUUCCUGCCUUUCAUUCGAGAUUUGAGCUCAUCACACAAUGUGUUCGUUCUGUUUGUAAGACAGAGCUCUGUGAAUACUGUUAGGUCUGACCUGGGGGAUAUUUUAAAGCUCUGUUAGUGGGGGGCUCUUCCUAGAAUUUUCUUUUUAAAUGCUGGCAGAGUAAACAGGUCUUUUAAAAGCGUUUUCGCUGUCCAAGCCAAGCGGAGCCUGUACUACAGCCAGACUUCCUGCCCACCUCCAACCCCGCUUCAGAGGGGGCUCCCCUCCGCCCCAGCCCACCACCACGAUGGGCAAGUUCUCAUCUUCCUGUGACAGGAAGCCCAUUCUGCAGGAGGCUCCUUUCCGAGGCUGUGGGGCGCUCGCUGUGGCUGGGACAUCGUGGCCUGCAGGUCAGCGCUGGAGAGCGAGGACCAGCCCUUCCCCAUGGCACCACCCGAGCCCGCACUGCAACCCCUGUCCUGGUGAUGGGAGGUGUAGAUGCUACUAUUCAGGGAACUGGAAAGGAAUUCCCGGUCUCCAUGUAGACCGGGUGGUGUUUUGAAUGUUUUAACCUUAUAGCUGUGCACCUGCUAAUGUAGAGUUGUAGUUGGCAUUUCAAUCAAUUGCAAAACUGGCCCAGCAGGACAGAGCUACUGACUGGGAGCCCAGCCGAAGCUGCCCUAGGCCUUCCAGGAAAGGAGCUGGGAUCUGGAGGCUUCUCAGGGGGGGUGUCAGCCUGGGAACAAAGCUGUGAGGGGACGAUCUCUGUGAGAUUCAGACAAUGGUUGCAUUGGCCCCGCGGUGACCAGCCCUGCCCACUGUGAGUGGGAACGUGUUUGUAAAUGUAAAACGCAGCUCACCAUUGUAGAGGCCUGUCUGUGUGCUGCUCCUGUUGACUUAUGAUUCUCCACAAAUAAAUAUUUUCAUGGCAA